Messenger RNA from Trichoderma virens Gv29-8, 1636 nucleotides. RefSeq lists its product as uncharacterized. Lineage: Eukaryota; Fungi; Ascomycota; Sordariomycetes; Hypocreales; Hypocreaceae. Gene Ontology annotation, cellular component: endoplasmic reticulum; endoplasmic reticulum-Golgi intermediate compartment; membrane. The record is from RefSeq and is a predicted model, not a curated record. The coding region runs from base 297 to 1217 and encodes 306 amino acids. Gene Ontology annotation, biological process: Golgi organization. The transcript has 4 exons.
CCCGCCGUGAUUCUCGUCGCACAAUUGCGCUUCUCCCACUCAAUUCGACCUUGUCAGACCCUGUGAGACUGGGCGCUGUCGCUGUCUUUGUCUUUUGCUGGCCAUUCGCACCUUGACAUCGUAGCGCAUCGCAUCGCAACCCAUCGCAUCGGAAAGCUCCGUCCACCAGCUUCCAAUCCGUCCGAGUCGCUCACCUAGGAGCUCCGAGAAGCAACAAAAAUCAUCCAGGCGGAGACAGUAAUAGGAACAGGAACGGGAACGGGAACAGAAGAAGGGAAUCAACACAAGAGGUCGAAAUGUCGCAUCGCGGUCCUUCAGGUUACGGCAUUGGCGGCCCCAGCCCAUACGCUGGUGGCGGCGCCGGAGUUGGUGUUUCUGACGAGUCCAACGGAGGCAGCGUCCUUGACCAGCUCCGACCGUACACCAGCAAGGUCGAGGAUUUUCUGGACUCCGUCAGCGAGCCUAUUAAGCCAUACCUUCCCGCCAUUGGACGAUUCUUGAUCGUCGUCACCUUCCUUGAGGAUGCGCUCCGUAUCAUCACUCAAUGGAGCGAUCAGCUGCUCUAUCUCCACGACUACCGCCACAUUCCUACCGGUCUCAACCACCUCUUCCUCCUCUUCAACGUCAUCGCCAUGGUUUCAUGCUCUACUCUCGUCAUUACCAGGAAGUUCUCUGACUACGCUGUUGCCGGUCUCAUGUCUGUGGUCGUUAUCCAGGCUUUCGGCUACGGUCUGAUCUUCGACCUCAACUUCUUCCUGCGAAACUUGUCCGUCAUUGGCGGUCUCCUCAUGGUCUUGUCCGACUCUUGGGUUCGCAAGACCAAGGCCUUUGCCGGUCUCCCUACCUUGGAUGAGAAGGACAAGAAGAUGUACUUCCAGCUGGCUGGUCGUGUGCUUUUGAUCUUCCUCUUCAUUGGCUUUGUCUUCAGCGGCCAGUGGUCCUUCUGGCGCGUCAUUGUCUGCAUCCUCGGUGCCGGCGCCUGUGUCAUGGUUGUCGUGGGUUUCAAGGCCAAGUACAGCGCCACGCUGCUGGUCGUCAUCCUGAGCGGCUUCAACCUGUUGGUGAACAACUUCUGGACUCUUCACCCGCACCACCCGCACAAGGACUUUGCCAAGUACGAUUUCUUCCAGAUUCUGUCCAUUGUCGGUGGUCUGUUGCUCCUGGUCAACAGCGGCCCCGGCCAGUUCAGCAUCGACGAGAAGAAGAAGGUUUACUAAAGCCGAGUAAAAAUAAAAUACGGACAAAAUCGCAUGUUUGGAUUCGCUGACAUGUGAGCACUGUGGCUCCAUGAUUUGGAACUGCGCCACAAACUCUUGGAGUUAUUUUUUCUUCCAUUUUUGGGUCGUCAGGGAACAACGGGAAGUGGAUUUGCUAGGUAUGAGUUUACAUGACAAAGUAUGGUCUUUACGAGUCGCUGCAAGUUUUGCACAUACUACAUAGAGAGAAAAAAACAAUCUGUCUCGGGAGUCACGGAGGGAGAAGGGGGCUAGGAUACGAAAGAGAAAAAAAAACCAAUCCUCAAUUAACUCUUUACGCACCAAUUCUGUCGUGCAUUGGGGGUUGUGAUUGAUGCAGCCAUCUGCUAGUUAAACUAAGUUGCAUUAUUUGUAUAAACAGCAGAUUGAAUCGUGGCAGC